Messenger RNA from Penicillium odoratum, 1440 nucleotides. Its product is annotated as WW domain-containing protein. Gene Ontology annotation, molecular function: protein binding. Bases 1 to 1440 code for a protein of 479 amino acids. The transcript has 4 exons. The record is from RefSeq and is a predicted model, not a curated record. Lineage: Eukaryota; Fungi; Ascomycota; Eurotiomycetes; Eurotiales; Aspergillaceae.
AUGCCUCAAGAGGCUCCGGCGGACACGGCAGGUCCGUCGUCGCCACCUCCCCGAAUGCCUGAGGGAUGGCUCCCUCAAUGGGAAGGGGUCCAGCGUAAAUGGUAUUAUGUCCAACGAGCGACAGGCAAAUCACAGUGGGAAAUUCCGACCGAACCAGUCGUUCUCACGCCAUCGACAACACCCACAUCUAUCGGCACCGGCCCCUCACAAGUACCCUCGCGACCAUCAACAAAUAGCCCCCAAGUGACUGGAUUGGCAAAUAAAUUAGCGGGACGCAUUGAUGCUGUUGCAGCCAGUGCGAGGACCUCCAGCUCACUAGAUGCCCAGCUCAAUGGACAGUCUGCAGACCCAUCGAUCGGACAUCCGGGGAAACCAGGUUGGUAUCACGAUCAGACUGGACAGCAUAUGGGCCAUGUAUACCACCAAAAUGCCCACGUAGGCGAAGGUGGUUAUAGUUCGGGACUGCAUCAUAAUGGAGCCCCCAGAAACAUAAGCGUCGAACCAUCAGCAUACUAUCCCGGCCAUCCGCUUGCCAAUCAUGUCGUUGGCCAACAGCCUUUUAUUGGGAACUCUUGGGGUCACGCAGGACAGGCGAGUGGCUAUAACAUGCACCCUCAAGAUUCUUAUCAAAACUUGGCAAUGGGGCUUCAACAUUCACAUCAGAUGGAGGCAUACUCUUCCUCUGCAGCCAUUGAUGAAUGCCAAGUUCCAGGUUUGGGAGCCGAUCAACCCCCGCAACCCCAAUGGCGGGUGGAGCAACAGCCUGCUCAUCAAAGCGCUCCACAUUACACGGUUGCCACAAACUCUAGCUCCGCCAAUUCAUCCCGGCCAUAUCUCGGGUCGUACCCAACACCCCAAACGAGCGGCUGGUCACAUGGAAAUUUCACCUCACGAUCGUCACAAUCAUCUGAGCCCUCGCAUCCCGGAGGCGAUUACAAUGCGAAUCGGGCCGCCCAACAGACUGGCCACCCGAUGUCGCGAUCUCAAUCCCAUCAUAGCCUGUUUCAUCAGCAAGUCAGUCCUGAAGUUGGUAGCUCUGGAAAUCCGCAGCCCCACGGCUACUCCCAACAGCCGAUACCUUCUCAUGUUCAAUACAGCGGCGCUAAUAUGGUGAACUCCCAAUCUGGAAUGGGAUUUAAUUCGAUGGUAUUCCCGCCAGCCCUGGAAGCUCAGUCCAUGGGUCAAUUCUACCCAAACCCUCCCUCGCAGCCUGGAGUCCAUCAAUACCUGCCACAGCAACAUCCAAAUACCCAUGGAGGCAAUAUCCCCGGUGCUGGGUAUUCGCAUCAAUAUGCACAGGCUACUGGUCAAUACAACCAGUGGCGUGGUUCAGAUCAACACAUGUCACGGGUAUCAGCCUCGGAUUCUCAAUUCAUUAGUGGUCCAUGGGGAUCGUCGCCACCAGCAUCGGGGCUUCCACCUUCGACUCGAUAUGAAUGA